Messenger RNA from Ustilago hordei, 1308 nucleotides. RefSeq lists its product as uncharacterized. Lineage: Eukaryota; Fungi; Basidiomycota; Ustilaginomycetes; Ustilaginales; Ustilaginaceae. Gene Ontology annotation, cellular component: membrane. The transcript has a single exon. The record is from RefSeq and is a predicted model, not a curated record. Bases 1 to 1308 code for a protein of 435 amino acids.
AUGAGUGCCUCCGACGCAGGCAUGUUGCGUGUAGCUGGCAUACUGCCGGGUACACUGCCGCCAACGGCGACGGUGUCGGGUGAUCCGAUGCUGACUCCCACGCCAACACCAAUCAUCGGAGCACCCGAAGUCGACUCGGACAACUGCAAACUUAUGGGUCCUUUCGCUCUUUUCGUUCAGGCCAUCAUGGGCAUCCUCGUCAUCGCUUCUCUCGUAUAUAAGCGACAAAGAGAAAAGCCAAAACGCAAAUGGAAGAUCUGGGCACUGGACGUCUCCAAGCAGCUUCUUGGUCAGCUCUUCGUGCACAUACUCAACAUCAUCCUUUCUGACUUUGUCGCAAGUGGCGGAGGAGAGAAUCCUUGCUCGCUCUAUUUCCUCAACAUUCUCGUCGACACUACACUAGGCGUCUUCUUCAUCUACAUUGCUCUCAAAUUUGUCACCUGGUUCCUUACACAACGCCUUGGACUGCAAGGUUUCGUUUCGGGACAGUAUACGCCACCACUUCCCACUGCCGAGCCUGCAACCGGAUCUUCAACAACUUGGUCACAACAGUCGCGCGCAUCUCAUACAUCCUAUCCAAGAGGCAGGCCAAGGGUGCGCUACUGGCUCAAGCAACUCGGAUCGUACCUCUUCGUCCUCUUCCUCAUGAAGAUGGCCGUUCUCGUCAUACUCGCUGUUUUCCCAUUCCUCUACGAUGUCGGAUCAUGGAUUCUCGGUCUCUUCGGCAGUCACAAGGACUUCCAAGUGCUUUUCUCCAUGGCUUUGUUCCCGCUCGCCAUGAACAUUCUCCAGUUCUGGCUCAUCGAUUCCCUUCUCAGACAUAACCCAUACACUUCGGCAUAUAGCAAGAUGAACCCUGAUGACGAGCAGUUCUUCAAUAGCUCAGAUCGCUUCUCCGAGUCCAGACCCUCUCUCGAUGGCAAUGAUCGUAAACAUUCAAUAGGUGAGGCAAACGACGACGAAGCUGAUGAUCACAAGAAGCGUCACAUUCAGCCACAUGCUUCAGGCUCGAACGAUUCGAGGAGGAGACCGUCUCCACAACCUUUGUCGCCUCCGCAAGCAGAUCAGCCGUACGACUAUCCUCCACCGAACGACCUCUACGGGUCUGUCCAAAAGUCUCCUCCCUUACGGCCCACCGGUUUACCCGACGAGAUGCGUCGUCAAGCCAGUAUGUCACUCUCUGAUCAUGGCUCUGACGAGGAACGGGGAUCGCAGAGUAUUCACCAAGCUCUGACUUCCAGCGAGGCAUCAUUACAGCGCUCCGAGUCACACCAUCUCAAGCAAGUCAGCAACGACAGCAAAGAGUAA